AUGGGGCCUUUCAACCAUACAUCUAUUCCCUAUGUGGGCAAAAUUCCAGAGGGUCUGAAAGCAGGACUGGCCUUGUACUUUCAGGGAGUUGCUGGCACCACAGGUGACCGGUUUACAAUAAACUUCAAGACUGGGCCAUCUGACAAGGAUGACAUUGCUUUUCACUUCAAUCCACGAUACAACUCGAAUGUAGCUAUGAACAGCUUCAGAAAUGGAGGAUGGGAAGAUGAGGAAUCCGUCCCUGACAACCCCUUCAAUGUGGGACAAGCUUUUGAGAUUUUCAUUGUCAUCAAACCUGAAGGAUAUCAGGUGUACGUGAAUGACAAGGAGCACUACCUCUUCAAACACCGCAUACCGCUGGAAAAAGUGUCAGUCAUAAACAUUGAAGGACAUGUUGCUGUGAAUUUGUUUGCUUUCAUACAGAACUGGGAAAAAUCCUCAUUUGCCAAGCAUCUGAACGUCUUUUUGCAGUCUGCCUCAUCCAACAUAAUCUCAGAACUCUCACUGCCAGUCAAAAAUCCUACCCUUCCUUAUGUGGGCCCGAUUUCUGGGGGACUAAGACCAGGCAUGGCCAUGUACUUGCAGGGUGUUGUUGGUAGUGAAACUGACCCAUUUGCAGUAAACCUCAAGACUGGGCAGUCUGACAAAGAUGACAUUGCAUUCCACUUUCACUUCCAAAAUAAUGUCAAGGCGGUGAUGAAUAGCUUUAGGGGAGGAAAAUGGGAAGCUGAAGAAUUUGCUUCUGUCCCCCCAUUCAAAAUGGGUGAACUUUUGGAGUUGUUAAUUGUUAUCAAACUUGAAGGAUAUCAGGUGUUUGUAAAUGGCUACGAGACUUGCUUGUUCAGGCACCGUAUACCUGUGGAAAAAGUUUCAGCAUUGAAUAUUGUUGGAAAUGUUGUUGUAAAUCUUUGUGGCUUCAUUCAAAACUGGAGCAAGAGUUCAUUUGCUGUGAAAGGCAUGCAAAUCUUAAAUGUGGGCAGCCUGCAGUGUGAACUUCCCAGCAUACAAUCAGACCUCUUACUUCCAGUCCACAGUCCUACAAUUCCCUAUAUGGGCCCAAUUCGUGGGGGAGUGAAAGCAGGCAUGUCCUUGUUUAUGCAUGGAAUUGUUGCUAGUAAUGCUGACUGGUUUUCAAUCAACUUCUUGAGUGGGCAGUCUGACAAGGAUGACAUUGCUUUCCAGUUGAAACCGCAACUGAACUCGAAGGUAGUCAUGAACACGCGUAGGAAUGGAGAAUGGGAGGCUGAGGAAUAUGCUUCAAUCAACCCCUUUAAAAAGGGAGAAGCUUUUGAGUUGUUGAUUUUCUUCACACCCCAUGGAUACCAGGUACAUGUGAAAGGCCAAGAACUCUGCAUGUACAAGCACCGCAUGCCUUUGGACAAAGUAACUGCACUUUUUAUUGACGGUGGAGUCUCUGUUGGCAUCUUUAGUUUUAUGAUGGGUAUGGAAGUCAGUUUCAUGUCUCCUCCAACUGUUCAAUACACUCAUCAUGGUAUGGGAGGUGGUCUUAUUUCACCCCCCACUGUUCAUCACACUCGUAUGGAAGGUGGUUUUAUUUCUCUUCCCACUGUUCGUCACACUCAUCAUGGUAUGGGAGGUGGUCUUAUUUCUUCUUCCACUGUUCAUCACACUCGUAUGGAAGGUGGUUUUAUUUCUCCUCCCACUGUUCAUCACACUCGUCUGGAAGGUGGUCUUAUUUCUCUUCCCACUGUUCAGCACACUCAUCAUAGUAUGGAAGGUGGUCUUAUUUCUUCUUCAACUGUUCAUCACACUCGUAUGGAAGGUGGUCUUAUUUCUCCUCCCACUGUUCAUCACACUCGUAUGGAAGGUGGUUUUAUUUCUCUUCCCACUGUUCAGCACACUCAUCAUAGUAUGGAAGGUGGUCAUAUUCCUCCUUCCACUGGUCAUCGCCAUCAUCAUGGUAUGGAAGGUGGUCAUAUUCCUCCUUCCACUGGCCAUCGCCAUCAUCAUGGUAUGGAAGGUGGUCGUGUUCCUCAUUCCACUGGCCAUCGCCAUCCUCAUGGUAUGGAAGGUGGUCGUAUUCCUCCUCCUACUGCUCAUCACCCUCAUCAUGGAAAGGGAGGCGGUUGCAUCCCUCCUCCUCAUGGUCAUAAAAAGUGCUAAAGUUUACAAAAGUAGUCCUAAUCAUGCAUAUCUUUUUCUGAAUAUUCACACAUUAAGCAUGAUGAUGGUCUUAGUCUAUGUCCAUGACAUCACUGUUAUUGAUGUUAUGACAGUCAAAUAAAAAACACAUUGUUCUGAGUUUUUUUCCACAGUACACACCUGUAUACUGGGACUGCUACUAUAAAGCUAUAUAGAAACUGUUAUAAAUUGUUCAUUACAGAACCUCUUGUUUUAACUAAUUGGGUUAUAAAACAUCUUGCCAAAGGACUGCACUUGAAAAUUAGCCAGCUGGCUAACACUGGCACAUUUACAGUAAUGACAAUUAAUGUGUGUUGUCCUUAUACAUAAAAUAAACAAACUAAAAAAA
This is a messenger RNA of Paramisgurnus dabryanus, 2491 nucleotides long. The record is from RefSeq and is a predicted model, not a curated record. NCBI's taxonomy places the organism in Eukaryota, Metazoa, Chordata, Actinopteri, Cypriniformes, Cobitidae.